This is a messenger RNA of Electrophorus electricus (electric eel), 2753 nucleotides long. It is a transcript of the gene ciroz, whose product is annotated as ciliated left-right organizer protein containing ZP-N domains. The record is from RefSeq and is a predicted model, not a curated record. NCBI's taxonomy places the organism in Eukaryota, Metazoa, Chordata, Actinopteri, Gymnotiformes, Gymnotidae.
AAGGUGCCGUAGACGUGAUGAAACGGAUCCCCGGUCUAACGGACAGUGGUGCGGGCGAGGCUCUGUGGUCCUAUCGUACGCAGGCACGGAUCUACGCUGCGUUUCAAUCGGCGAUGUUGGUGCGUUUGUGUAUUUUUAUCUGCAAACUGCACACUUAAGUUCAAUAAACACAACUAUUCUCCUUUUAAUGGGUUGCCAAAAAAAGCAGACGUUCUUUUUUUUUUGCUUUAUUAGCAAUAAUACACAAUAUAAUAACUGCACCCAGCAGCUUUGAGUUGGCUGAAUUUAAGGCAGGCCUUCGCUUUUUUUAAUCGUUACAAUAUAGGUCAGUCUUACUUUUCAGUCUCGUUUGCACCACUAUCCAGUCACGUAUAGGCAUGGAAGUAAACAGUGUAACGUUUAAUCUGUCGAGGUAUUGGGACAAUAGCUUUCAACAUGAAAGACCUCAAACUAAACGAACGCCAUAGGAUGUGUGAAAAAACCCCUAACAAACACAACCCUUUCUUACUACUGAGCUCUUUGUAGCACAACCUGUGAUGUACAUUUUAUAUUGUCCCCUUCACCAAGCUGCGAUUUUUAGUAGGCAAACACAGAUGAUGCUUCAGUUUAUAAAUGCUGCAAGCUCAGCUACGAGUAUUACCGACUUGGCAAUCAUGGUCUCUGGGCUGUGUGGAUUUUUCCUGUUUUCCUUGUAUUUAUUCUUACCCAUAUGUGGAGAUGUUUUACCAGUUCAGAAGCGAGAUUGGAUUGACAGCCCACCUGAAAGCACCAUGGAAGGCGAUGUGGGGUGCUUCUCUGAAUACAUGGAACUGUGGAUCCACAGAAUGAGAAUUGAGGGCUUGAGGCUCUGGCUUUCAGCAAUGCUGAGGAUUCAAGUUGCCCUUGCGUCUCUAGAUAGCUUAAACCAUCAGCUGUCUGCAUGUGGGUUUGGCCUGCAUAAGGAUCCUGACCGGAACUACAUCUUCCGAGUCAUGUAUAGUGGAUGCUUUGUGCAGUUGGAGCAUGGCCAUUAUGUGAUGCCGCUGAACUUGCUGAAGAGAAUAAGCCGUUUUGGGGGCAGGAUGCGCAGUUACGUAAUGAAGUGUCCUGUAUUGGCAGCACCACUCAGCAGUGAACACAUUCAGUGUGACCCCGACUUCAUUCAGGUUACCAGACUGAUACCAGUGGACAGCUGGAACAAUGAGCUCAGCUGGUCUCUUGCUUUGGGAGGCAGUCUGGUGGUGGCGUUAGAAGAUGCCAGUCUCAUUCAAGUAUACGUCGACAUUCAUAAACCAUACAUUACUGUUCAAGGCAGAAGGAACACGAUCCUUAGCCCUGUGCAGGUUCUUCAGACUGAGGGGCAAUUCUUACCUCUCAAGCUGGUCAGUGGAAAUUAUGCUUAUAGCAUGGAGGCUACCUGUCCAACAGUAACUAUGUAUUCAUCCGAGAACACAGUACUGCACAUCUACAAACGUCGCAUGGGUUUGACCAAGCGGGGAGGAUAUGACAGUGAGACUCUGUCUGUCAGUAGUGUGUCUGUAAACCAGACGAGCGCCUUCACCUGGUCUGAGAACAGUGGCUUUGUGAAACUCAUCAUUCCAACUGCCCUUAUUCAAAAGAUGAAGAAAUGCACUGAAAAAGAGGGUCGUGACCUGCAGCAGGCUUUCCUCAGAAUUGACGUUGUGCUCACUUUUAAAGAGACAAACAACAAAAUGGUCUGGACUAUGGAGAACAUGUCGCCCUGUUUAGAGGAACGCAUGACUUCAGUUACCGCACCCCCAUAUGCUGAGGGCACGGGUCGCCCGCUGCUCUCCGCUGAGGCUUCUGGCAAGAACCCUCAGCUGUUAUCUCAGACAACAGAAGGAUUUAGCAAGACAUUUAAACUCGCGCAAGUGUUUCCACCUACUGAGGGGCUCAGAGUGGCAUCGGUGUCUCCAUGGAGCACCAGUUCACUGGAAACUGACACCCUUCGAGCGCUAAACAGUAUCAACUCCUUGUUAGCAAACGGGGGAAAGUCAAAUGUGCAGGCUGCAGAAGUGAUGAGUACACGUUCCUGGGAGUGGACAGCCUCCAGACCAGGAGGUCUCUCCCGCUUUGUUCCAACUACGCCCUCAUACGUUACCCACGAAGCAAACCUGGAUUCAGACGACGCAUCAUCGCUUGGUUUACAUGGUUCUUCGCUGAGCACUGGAGAAACCUCGUCAGCCAUAACAACUGAACCAUCUAAUUUGACCGCAGAUAUCAGCACAGCCACAGAUGGGAGCAUUAGCAAAGCUGCACGUUCCGGUGUGGCUCCUCCUCACCACGGUGAAGUCAAUACCAUGGUCAAGUGGACCCCUGUGACGUCACCAUUGCCUUUAGAGAGCACCAGUUUAUCACUGUUGGAUCUGAAGGAGGUUAUAAUUCCGAAGACUGUCUCUGAUGUUCCUUUAAACACUCGUUCUGCCUCCCAGAAGCUCCUCCAACUCCAUCGAGGACACACUCAACUCUCCCUGACUCCUCCUUCACCUGAUAUUGUGAUGCACUCAACAGGGACUAAUCAGACAGAACCAAUUCACACACCAGAUGAGCAAGUUGCAGGCAAGUAUGCCCCCCCCCGAUGACUGUAAUGCCAGUGUACACAUAGCUGCUAAGAGGCUUGGUGAGAGAACUGGUGCUGAACAAACUACCCCAGCUAUGGGUCACCAGGUCCACAUGCUUCUACUGAACUAGACAAGAGCUAUCUCCCCCCCCAAAUUAAAACCAGCCUAAUAAAGGGAACUUGCAAAUCCAAA